GAGAAAGAGGGAGGGGCCGGUGGGGGAGAUACACGCGCGCAGGCUCUAUCUUUAACGACACUUUACACGUUGUAUACGUACACUACAUAGGUCGAGAAACUAUGGCGUUUACACCCUAUGUCGUGCACUACGUAGUGAAAAAGGACAGCCGAAAUAAUAUCUCCGUAGUGCCCUAAAUUGUGUGAUAGCCGGGUGGUCGUUAUAUACAGCAGUGAGCGUGCGGAGCCUGAAAAGACAUUUUCCUCCGAGACUCACACUAACAGCGCCGCCGGUUGUGCAGUAAGAGGCUAUGUGCACGAAGCACUGGGUAGAAAAUGAGGAUCGGACGUGAGCUACGUGCGCAUCCGGGAGCAGACGAGAUGAAAUGGAGAGCUCUGACAGUAGGGACUUGUUAAAAGAAAGCUCUUCGUCUCACGGACCCGAUAGCGUUUGUUCCAAGCGGAAGGAAACGGCCUGCUUCAGCUCUGCAGCCGUAACCAUGGGCCUGGCCACUUGCUGCAGCCCGUCUGCCCCGGCCGAGCUACUGGGGGGUAUAACGCACAAAUCCGGAGUCUCUGCUCUAAAGCAGGAACCGAAGACCAACGGUGAGGUGGUAUCAUCACUGGAGGUUCGAGGUGGGAAGUACAACGGAUUUCCUUUACAAGCAGAUUCCUGUAGGCAGAAGAAUGGACCCAGUGAGACGCCCAACGGUCCAGCCGUCUGCACCCUGCGGCCAACUGACAACUCCACCCUCCUUGUAAAGCGAUCAAAUGGAGAAUUGAAAUGCAGAAGUAAGCGAUUGAGAGAUGAUGAGCUCAUCUACGGGGCUUCAGAUGAAGCCCGAGCGGAUUCGGGGUCACCGAAGCAUCCUGAAGACCUCAGACCGCCUCCCGACUGCAAAAGGAGACGGCUAGAAAAUGACUCUAAAACAGAAAAGGUGAAAAGCACACUGUCCACAGGGCCUUUCGCAGGUAACACCCAGCACACGAAUCACUGUAACAGCUCGAAGGAUGCGUCUUCUCCUGAAGGAGUCCUUCAGAAUGGGCACAGUGUGGUGGCCCAGACUCCAGGGUCGGCUGGGGUGCCCUCUGUCCCGCCGGCGGGAGGAGUUGCAGCCACCUGGUCCAUGGAGAGUAUUGCCCAGCUCUACAUAGUGCCUUGUAUGAAAUACUAUGGCAUCUGUGUUAGGGAUAACUUUCUGGGCCCAGAACUUGGUGACCGGGUGCUGCAGGAGGUGGAAAUGCUGAAUCACAGUGGGAAGUUUUGUGGAGGACAGCUGGUGAGCCAGAGGAGCAUCCCAUCUAAGAACAUCCGUGGAGAUCAGAUAGCCUGGGUGGAGGGUGGAGAACCUGGCUGUGAGGCCAUUGGUGUUCUCAUGGCUCAUGUUGACGAAGCCAUCAUGCACAGUUCAGCAAACGGCCAGCUUGGGGAAUAUGUAAUUAAUGGCCGUACUAAGGCUAUGGUGGCGUGUUACCCUGGCAACGGCACGAAAUACGUGCGUCACGUGGAUAAUCCAAACGGAGAUGGACGCUGCAUUACCUGCAUCUACUAUCUGAAUAAGAACUGGGAUGUGAAGGUUCAUGGAGGAUUACUGCAGAUCUACCCCGAGGGCCGAAACGUCGUCGCGAACAUCGAGCCGUUCUUUGACCGCCUGCUUGUUUUCUGGUCAGACAGGAGAAAUCCUCACGAAGUGAAGCCGGCCUUCUCUACUCGAUACGCCAUCACAGUUUGGUACUUCGACGCGAAAGAGCGAGCCAAAGCCAAGGAAAAGUACAGACUAGCUAAGGGACAGAAGGGAGUCGAAGUGCCUGUCAGUCGAGCAGAUAAUAAAUAAAUCCUCAUCAGCUCAGGCAUCCCGGUGUGUCCUUCCAAUGUAUGUGCCUACCCAUGCUGCUGUCUGAACAACUGAUUCAAUAGGAAGACACAAGGAACAGGUCAACCAGUGAAGCUAAUGCAGGCAACAAUUACAAAAAAAUAUCCCUACUCCUGUCAGCCUGGGACUGACCAUUCAGAUACACUUCAGUGUGGAUUUCUGGCCGUUGGAUAGAGAAGAGUUUAGGCUAAUUACACGCAGAAGAUGCCUGCUGAAUGGAGGAGCAGUGACUCUGUCGGUCAGAUUCAACUUGGCCACUACUGAAAAGCUUAAACUUGAGAAUAUUAUGCAAAUAAAAUUGCCAAAAUGUAUUACAAAAUGAUCACUACUGUACUUUUGCCCUUUUCUGUACGUAGCGUUUUUUUUUGGGGUUUUUUCUUUUCUUCAUUGUAAUAAAUCAAUCUCUUUGCUCCUUAAAUGAAUUAGCACUUCCUCUUGGAGAAGACAUUCUUUUUCAGUAGUCUAUGAGGGUUGAAAGGAGAAGCGGAGACAACGAGCGACUGGCCGACUCGGUCCUGACCAUAUCAUUAGUUGAAGUAAAGCAGUGGUAACGUCAAGCAGUGUUAUUGUCCCCCUGUGAACUGCACCCACUCCGACACCCAAAACAACACAGUGAACUUUACACUCCUGAUGUUUUUGAGCGAACAGGGAACCUUAUGACUGUUGGUACUGAGCUUGUCUGUACAGCAGAAGGGUCAAAACAGGGUUCACUGACUGAUUUUUACAGCUGUAUUUUAUAGUGAGAAUGUUAGCUGUGAUUUCACGGCUAUGCCUGUAAUGUUUUUUGUUUUUUUUUCUUUCUUUUUUCCAACUAAACGUCCUUCUCUUGUUAGAAGCACAGACAGAGUGAUGUGUUCUCGCAUGUCUUUAAAAGGCCACUCUGUUUUAAUGACGAAGCACUUGAACUUGAGUCAUCUUUCAAACCAGGGAGCUGACAAUCUCUUAUUAAACAAAUCCAGUAACAUCUCA
Molecule: messenger RNA, 2821 nt
Organism: Tachysurus fulvidraco (yellow catfish)
Lineage: Eukaryota; Metazoa; Chordata; Actinopteri; Siluriformes; Bagridae
Gene: egln2
Product: egl-9 family hypoxia-inducible factor 2
Exons: 6
Coding region: 365-1813 (482 amino acids)
Biological process (GO): peptidyl-proline hydroxylation to 4-hydroxy-L-proline; cellular response to hypoxia
Cellular component (GO): nucleus; cytoplasm
Molecular function (GO): L-ascorbic acid binding; peptidyl-proline 4-dioxygenase activity; ferrous iron binding
Source: RefSeq, a predicted model, not a curated record